This is a messenger RNA of Pangasianodon hypophthalmus (striped catfish), 6199 nucleotides long. It is a transcript of the gene prtgb, whose product is annotated as protogenin homolog b (Gallus gallus). Gene Ontology annotation, molecular function: protein binding. The transcript is spliced from 19 exons. NCBI's taxonomy places the organism in Eukaryota, Metazoa, Chordata, Actinopteri, Siluriformes, Pangasiidae. The record is from RefSeq and is a predicted model, not a curated record. Gene Ontology annotation, cellular component: axon; plasma membrane. The coding region runs from base 149 to 3595 and encodes 1148 amino acids. Gene Ontology annotation, biological process: axon guidance; cell-cell adhesion.
UAAAUGCGUGAGGAGGGAGGGCGCGAGCACGCUGAGCAGAAAGUCGCUCUGUGGAAAGUCUCUUAUUAGUGAGGCGAGUUUGUGGACGCGCAGCCCUCAGAGCGCUUCUCCUCUCAACACGGGCAGAAUGCCACGGAAAUUACAAUAAAUGGCGCUCAUUCGGCGGAAGAAAAGUCAGCAGUUGCUGGUUUUGAGUUGGGUUUUGUGGCUUCCAGUUGUUUUCUGUUUCAGUGAGUUGUCGUUUGUGACCGAACCCAGUGACAAGAGAGUAUCUCAGAACGAUCAUGUAGUGAUGGACUGCUUGGCCCAAGGAGAACCACCCCUGGACGUCCGAUGGCAGAAAAACGGGGCCAGAGUUCUAGAGAGUGAUCGUAUUCGUUUCUUGCCUAAUGGAUCUCUGUAUUUGUCAUCUGUAAACAGAGGAGUAGAACAAUCAGACGAAGGCUUUUAUCAGUGCCUUGCUCGCAACAAAUACGGAGCCAUCCUAAGCCAAAGAGCUCACCUUACAAUCUCAAGUAUCUCAUCCUUUGUGACCCAACCCUCUCCUGUGGUAGUUAACGAGGGUUCUGUAGCUAGGUUUGUCUGCAGUGUCAAUGCCAACCCACCAGCCAUAAUCACAUGGGAAGUCAACCAAAGAGUUCUGCCUCUGGAAACAGAGAGAAUUGCUGUGUUGCCAAAUGGAGCUUUGCAGAUCCAUGAGGUAAAACUGGAGGAUGCUGGGUUUUACCGCUGUAUCGCCACCAACACUGCCAGUCAGCUAAGAAGCAGGGAGGCCAUGCUUACUGUCAACCCAGUGCCUGGAGCCAGACCACUGAUGAAGCCCAAGAUCAUUGCAGGGCCCCAGAACAUCAGUGCCAGCUUAUACCAGACUGUUGUUCUUGAGUGUGUAGCAGAGGGCAACCCUCGCCCCUUGGUGUCUUGGAGCAGGGCUGACUCUAAGCCCAUAGACGUGUUUGGGGUCAAAGUAUUGGGAAAUGGGAACCUUGUCAUCUCCAAUGUAAAAGCCCGUCACAGUGGAGUUUACCUGUGUAGAGCAACAACACCACGCACACGUAACUACACCACGGCUGCUGCAAACCUCACUGUGCUCGUGCCUCCAUCAAUAGUAGAGAAGCCAGAGAGUCAGACUCGGCCCAGAGCAGGUACGGCUCGCUUUAGCUGUCAGGCAGAGGGUAUUCCAACUCCCCACAUCAAGUGGCUGAAGAAUGGGGAAGCCAUCCACUCCAAUGGCAGGAUUAAGAUGUACAACAGUAAAUUGGUGAUAACCCAGAUCAUUCCUGAGGACGAUGCCAUCUACCAGUGCCAGGCUGAGAACUCACAGGGCUCCGUUCUGUCCAUGGCACGGCUGAUUGUGGUCAUGUCGGAGGAUCGGCCCAGCGCGCCCCGAAACAUUCAUGCUGAGACCAUCUCCAGCUCUGCCAUCUUACUGGCCUGGGAGAGGCCUCAGUACAACGCAGAUAAAGUCAUUGCCUACUCGGUGCACUACAUGAAGGCGGAAGGUCUGAACAAUGAAGAGUACCAAGCAGUGAUUGGAAAUGAUACAACUAGCCACAUUGUGGAUGAUCUGGAGCCGGCAUGUAACUACACGUUUUACAUAGUGGCCUACAUGCCCAUGGGAGCCAGCCGUAUGUCUGAGCAAGUCACACAACACACACUGGAGGAUGUGCCUGUCCGUACCCCUGAGCUAAGCCUUACCAGCCGCAGCCCUACUGACAUUCUGGUGUCCUGGCAGCCUCUUCCUGCCAGGGUAAGUCGCGGACGUGUCUCUGCCUACCGCCUGUCUUUCCGCACUGCCGCUGAUGAACAGGUGAGCUCGGUAGAUCUGCCUGGAAGUGGUGGGAACUCCACCCACUACCUGCUUCAGGACCUGCAGCCUGACACCAUCUACCUGCUGCGUAUUGAGGUGUCCACCCGCGUGGGCUGGAGCCAGCCAUCAGCCUGGAGCUCUCACCGCACACCCAGAACCUCCAAAGCCACAGUACCCUCUGCCCCUAAUCUGGAGUUGGAGCCCUUUAACUGCACUUCAGUUACUGUGCGCUGGCAUCCUGCACCCAGUGAUGCUGUCGUUCAGGGUUACAAACUCUCCUGGCAUCCUGAUGGCCAAUCAGAGAGCUCAACUAUCCAACUCCGUCCUCAGGACUACCAGCAUACUAUUGCAGCACUUGAUCCAAGGAGAAAAUAUCAUGUGAAGCUUCUGGCCUUCAGUGCUCAUGGUGAUGGCUAUCAAGCACAUCAGAUUGUCAGCACCACUGGCUGUCCUUCUGCUCCAAACAGGAGGUUGGCCACUCUACCUGCUCCGGACCACGUCCAUGGACAGACCAACAGCUCCUCAUCUGUCAGCCUGAGCUGGGGCCGACCUGCCUUCAGUUCUGGAAAAUCAGUCAGCUAUUCUGUUCGCUAUGGCCCUGUGGCUCCGUACAACGCUUCAGCUGUACGCUAUCUCCAAACGAAUGAACAGACAGUAAUGGUGGAGGGACUAAAGUCUAAUACGCGGUAUGAGUUUGCUGUACGUUUACACAUGGAUCAAAUGUCCAGCCCCUGGAGCUCUCCCAUAUAUCUGAGAACUCUUCUGGAAGCUCCAUCGUCUCCUCCUGUGGGGGUGAGAGUAACGCUGAUAGAGGAAGACACAGCAUUGGUGUCCUGGAGGGAGCCAGAACAGCCCAACCUGACUGUGAGCCACUACACGAUUCUCUAUGCCCCUCAAAGAGCAUGGUUAGCAGGAGACUGGCAGGUCCUCCAGAGAGAAGGAAGCAAUACUAUGGCUCUGUUAGAGAAGCUGGAGCCUGGUAAUGUGUACCUGGUGAAGAUCUCAGCCUCAAAUCAAGCAGGUGAUGGCCCUUUCUCCAUCACUGUGGAACUUCCUGUGCUGAGGGGGAAAACUCACCCGGGCAAAAACCCUCGCCAUACCUACAGCCAGACUAAGACAAUAGGUGGUCUCUAUCAUUUUGAUGAGAAAUCUAUGACUGGCAUUAUGAUUGGUGUGUGUAUAGCAUUGGCCUGCAUCAUUACCUGUGUCUUCAUCCUCAUCACUAAAAGCAAAACAAGAAGAAAUUCUUCAUCCUCAAAGAUGAAUGGACAAAUGAGUGCUGAGAUUAUUCAUAACGGUGUGCCACAGGCUAAUCACCUGCAGAUAGAGAACGCUGAGAUUUUGGUACCGAUGAUGGGAAAUCACUAUAUUGACACCAAGGGUGGAUCAGCUUUGAUGAUAAACCGUGACGGACCCAUCAUCAGUAGCAGUCAGGACAGCCAGAACAGGAAGUGGAACAUUUUCAGACGUGCAGAAAAACACACGCCAAAAAAUAUCCAGGCAGUGGAGCGAGGGUGUUUUUAUGAGGUGGGGAAGAUGGUGUUGCAGUACGAGCAGGAGCAGGCCAGCACAUCUCUCCAGCACUCCUCCUUACAGGUCUUCUAUCAACCACUCGGGGAGUCUGAGAGCUCUCAGUCCAGUGAGGGCAGCGGAGAAACAGGAGAUUCUGGAAACUUCUCUCAGGAUGAGGCCGAACCGAACAGCUGUGAAGAGAAAAGGAACAGCUCAGAAAAUGUGGGAGACAUGUCCAACAUUGUAGUAAAAAUCUGUCCACACGUUUCGUCGUGAAUCUUCUUCGCUUUUACUUACCUCACUGAAUCCCAGCUGCCUUUCUCAAGCACAGUACACAGCCAGUGAUGCAGAUGAACAGGUUUGCACAUUCUCCAUCUCAGGUUAUGCUGCUCAUCAGGAAACAGACGAGAGAUCUUUAUGUGCCAAAGACCAGAGUCUUUCUCAAUCAUAUGACAAAAAUAUAUUCAAAUAGUUUUACCAAACGAGCUCACUAACUUGUGCUGCACUGUCGGCUCAAAGGCACAAGCUCAGCCGCAGACCUUACUGAUCCCUUGAAAACUUUCUCCGAUCUGUUUAAGAAGCUUUCAGAUGACUUCAGAGAGCAUUGGAGCCUUCUGUGGGAUCUAAUUAUACCUAACAAAUGUACUUCCUACUAUCUUUGUCUUCUUCUGUUUGUUCAGAAGAAAACAUACCUCACCAAAUAAUGAAUGUCUUUAGGCUAUAGAAUGUUUUCAUUGUUCUUAAAUCCUCUUUGCUGCCUACCUACCUCACUUUGAGUUUUAACUCUUCUACUUACCGAGUUGCAGUGUUCUGCGUUAUUUAUUUACAUUUUUUUAUUCUAUGAAACACGUUAAGGUAACUCAGGCUUUAUGUAGUUUUAACUGGAGCUGCUUACGGGCCAAAUUGCAGCAACGUCCUUACGGACAGACUGCCAGAAGAUCUGCAGUACCUCACUCCAGCAUGAUUUUUCUUAUCAGUAUUUUAUAUUGCUUACUUUUUUCAGUACUACCUCGUCUAAACAGCAAUUUUGUUGUGUGAACUAUUAGGGAAAAUAAUUUGCCAUGUUUGUGAAGUGUUGGACUUCUGUUUUUAUUAAUGGAUCAUAAAGGUGGUCCAUUUUUGUUUUGUGGUACUUUAUUUAAGAUAUGAAAGCUUUAAUAUUUUGUUGCAUUUUCUUCUGAAUUCUUUGCGAUGUUGAGAUCGGUUUGGUAAUUAAUUUGUAUAUGUAUGUUUUCUGUGGCAGGUUUUUAUGUUCAGUAUGCUUUGGUAAUACUUUAUUUCUUAUCUCUUGAUUUCUUGGUGAUAAGUAAGAAAUAACCAAAAAUUAGAUGCACGUAUAUAUGUUUUGUGUGUAUCAGACCUUGAAAGCUUUAAAACCCAAUGGCCUUAUGGUGCAGGGCCAUUUUGCAAUAUAUGAGUAUAUAAAAGAUACCUGAUCCAAAGAAUGAAUGAGUGAUUGCAGGAAAGUUGUAGAAUGAUGCCAAAAAAUACUGUUACUGCCAAAGAUAUAUAUAAUUAUAUUUCUGUACAUUGUAAGUGCCACAGAGAAUACAAUUUCACUGUCUUUAACUCAUUUGUCUAGCUUUAGCGUUUACCUAUUAGAUGAACGCAGUACUUUACUUUAUGACCAUACUUUUUAUAGAUUGUAGAUGACCAGCAGUGGUGACAGAUGCUAUUAUCCAAAGAGUUGUUUACUUCUUUAAUUGGGUUGGACACAAACAUGCCAAAUAACCGUGAUUAUGUCUUCCUCAAGUUUAAGGACCUACGACUGUAUGACUGAUGAAUGACUGUGUGAUUUUGAAAUUGCAAUAUGGUACCAGUCAAGUGUUUAAACACACCUACUCAUGGUGACAGCUUUGCACUGUUCACUGUGCAGCAGCUUCAUGAGGAGCCACUCAUGAAGAAGCUGAGAAGCUUUUCCAAAAGUCUGGCUGACAUUUCAGCACUUGUUGGCUGCUUCAUUUCUAAAAGCUACUAAAUGAAAUACAGACAAAUUUCAACCAUACACCUUUAGAUAUAAAUAUCGAGGUGUCAGGGGUGUCCAAGCGUUUGACUGGUACUGUCAGUAUGGAGUGUGAUAAAUUCAGUAUAUGCAGUAUCUUGCUUAUAUUUGGUAAUAUGUGGUUUCAUAGGCUGGUACGAUGUUUAAUCAAACAGUUUGGAGACGACCCUUUUGAGUGAGGUGCAACAAAAUCACUUUUCUACAUAUUUAAUAGACAAAUAAUCUAUACCAAAGAGUGUUAUGGUCACCCUAGUAUACUGAGUAGUGCUUAAUGUACUCAAAAAAUGCAUCUUGUUUUGACUACUGCACCAUAUCCAAUACAAAGUCCAUUUCAGACAAAGCUUUGCUAUAUUUAGCAUGCCACGCUAAAAAUGGAAAUCUCUCUGAAUGUGAUUAUAAUGCUGAAUGGAUGGACUCAACAGGAAACACAGAGGGGUGGUUGACUGUCUUGCUUUAUUUGGAUUAGUAUUUUAUCUGUUCUUACUUAGACUUUUGUAAAGUCCUGACAAACCUACAGAUCAGACAAGGAAGUAAUGUCAGCCCUUCAUCAGUAACGAUAUUCUUUCUUCUGAUAUGUUAUAUCCAUAAAUGGUGAAAGAAAUGCAUGUCAAUUUUUUUUUUCAGUUCUUUCUUAUAGAUAUCGUAUAAUCGAAUAAUUUCUUUACUUUGAACAGUUGUGGUUCAAUAAUCUGUCACCGGUUUUAAAUGCAGUGUUUUGUCUGUAUAGAAUUAACUAGCCUUAUGUUUUUGUGUUUGCUUUCCCCAAAGUGUUACCAGCACUCAUUAACAAACAAUAAUGAAGUGAUAUGCUGCUUUACCAUUUUUAUACAUGCCAGAAGUGGUCAAAACAAUGCAGUUUAAUAAACAUAUUUCUGAAA